GAUCGUUCACAACAGAUUACUUAAAUGGAGAACACCUGCAAAUAAAGAACCAAAGAAGAAAACUUGAGCUUGAUCUAACAUUCAAUGAGAAGAUAAAGGAUGGAUAUCAUUGUGAUUUCAUUGCUCAUUUUGCCUUGCCUGUGUAAUGCUGGCUCUACAGACAAUCUUGCUUUUGGAGCCAACGCUGUUCAGUCCUCCACUUACAAUGAAUUAGCAGAUGCUAAUCAUGCUGUAGAUGGUAACAGAGAUUCAAAUUACAUGAUGGGCUCAUGCUCUCACACCGGAAUAGAAAAUAAUCCCUGGUUGAGAGUGGACCUCAAAAGGAUCUACAGUAUUAACAAAGUUAUCAUCAUUAAUCGUGGAGACUGUUGUGAAGAGAGGAUAAUAGGUGCUCAGAUCCGUAUUGGCAACAGUCUGGAUAACAAUGGCAACAACAAUAAGCUGGCUGCAACAAUUGGGUCCAUCCCACUUGGAGGCACACAAACAUUUACAUUUGACAAUAUUCUGGGGCAAUAUGUCAACAUCUUUCUACCUGGAACACAAAAAAUCCUCACUCUGUGUGAAGUUGAGGUGUAUGCAGAUAACAUUGCUUUAGGAGCCAAUGCUGUUCAGUCCUCCACUUACAAUGAAUUAGCAGAUACUAAUCAUGCUGUAGAUGGUAACAGAGAAUCAAAUUACAUGAUGGGCUCAUGCUCUCACACCGGAAUAGAAGAUAAUCCCUGGUGGAGAGUGGACCUCAAAAGGAUCUUCAGUAUUAACAGAGUUAGCAUCACUAAUCGUGGAGACUGUUGUCCAGAGAGGAUAAUAGGUGCUCAGAUCCGUAUUGGCAACAGUCUGGAUAACAAUGGCAACAACAAUGGGCUCGCUGCAACAAUUGAGUCCAUCCCACUUGGAGGCACACAAACAUUUACAUUUGACCAUAUUCUGGGGCAAUAUGUCAACAUCUUUCUACCAGGAACACAAAAAAUCCUCACUCUGUGUGAAGUUGAAGUCUAUUCAGAUAACAUUGCUUUAGGAGCCAGCGCUGUCCAGUCCUCCACUUUGGAUCAAUUUGGAGAUGCUAAUCAUGCUGUAGAUGGUAACAGAGAAUCAAUAUACACGAUGGGCUCAUGCUCUCACACCGCAGGAGAAGAAAAUCCCUGGUGGAGAGUGGACCUCAAACGUAUCUACAGUAUUAACAAAGUUAGCAUCACUAAUCGUGGAGACUGUUGUGAAGAGAGGAUAGCAGGUGCUCAGAUCCACAUUGGCAACAGUCUGGAUAACAAUGGCAACAACAAUAAGCUCGCUACAACAAUUGAGUCCAUCCCACUUGGAGGCACAAAAACAUUUACAUUUGACUAUAUUCAGGGGAAAUAUGUCAACAUCUUUCUACCUGGAACACAAAAAAUCCUCACUCUGUGUGAAGUUGAAGUCUAUGCAGAUAACAUUGCUAUUGGAGCCAAAGCUAUCCAGUCCUCCACUAUAGAAGAAUUAGGAGAUGCUAAUCAUGCUGUAGAUGGUAACAGAGAAUCAAUAUACACGAUGGGCUCAUGCUCUCACACCGCAGGAGAAGAAAAUCCCUGGUGGAGAGUGGACCUCAAUAGUAUCUACAGUAUUAACAGAGUUAGCAUCACUAAUCGUGGAGACUGUUGUGAAGAGAGGAUAGCAGGUGCUCAGAUCCGCAUUGGCAACAGUCUGGAUAACAAUGGGAACAACAAUGAGCUCGCUGCAAUAGUUGGGUCCAUCCCACUUGGAGGCACACAAACAUUUACAUUUGACCAUAUUCAGGGGCAAUAUGUCAACAUCUUUCUACCAGGAACACAAAAAAUCCUCACUCUGUGUGAAGUUGAAGUCUAUUCAGAUAACAUUGCUUUAGGAGCCAAUGCUGUCCAGUCCUCCACUUUCGAUCAAUUUGCAGAUGCUAAUCAUGCUGUAGAUGGUAACAGAGAACCAAUAUACACGAGGGGCUCAUGCUCUCACACCGCAGGAGAAGAAAAUCCCUGGUGGAGAGUGGACCUCAAAAGUGUCUACAGUAUUAACAGAGUUACCAUCACUAAUCGUGGAGACUGUUGUCCAGAGAGGAUAAUAGGUGCUCAGAUCCGUAUUGGCAACAGUCUGGAUAACAAUGGCAACAACAAUGAGCUCGCUGCAACAAUUGAGUCCAUCCCACUUGGAGGCACACAAACAUUUACAUUUGACAAUAUUCAAGGACAAUAUGUCAACAUCUUUCUACCUGGAACACAAAAAAUACUCACUCUGUGUGAAGUUGAGGUUUAUACAGGUUGAGUGGCAUGAUGAAGUUACACCACAGUCCACCAAAAGAAGAAGAUAACAUCUAAAAAAAAGUCCCUGGCCCUGAAUAUUUUUUUUUCUAAUUAAUUUUGCCAAAUACAUAUUUUUGUCUUCUAUUGAUGUAACAAAAAUAAUGUACAAAAUAAAUACAUAAAGCAUGUUA
Molecule: messenger RNA, 2434 nt
Organism: Paramisgurnus dabryanus
Lineage: Eukaryota; Metazoa; Chordata; Actinopteri; Cypriniformes; Cobitidae
Source: RefSeq, a predicted model, not a curated record